This is a messenger RNA of Chiloscyllium plagiosum (whitespotted bambooshark), 1008 nucleotides long. NCBI's taxonomy places the organism in Eukaryota, Metazoa, Chordata, Chondrichthyes, Orectolobiformes, Hemiscylliidae. The record is from RefSeq and is a predicted model, not a curated record.
GACGGUGUUGUUGCUCAGGUACUGGACAAACUCCUGCUUUACCUUCGCAUUGUCCACUCCAUCGACUACUACAACACUUGCGAGUAUCCCAAUGAGGAUGAGAUGCCGAACCGGUGCGGGAUCGUACACGUUCGGGGACCGCUGCCCCCCAACAGGGUUUCGCAGCACGAAGUUGCGGAGUGGCAGAAGCUGUUUGAGGAGAAACUGACGCCGUUGUUCAGUGUGAGGGAGUGCCUUUCCGAAGAGGAUGCUGCAAAGAUGGGGAAGAAGGAUCCUGAGCAGGAGGUGGAGAAGUUUAUCCUGGCCAACACGCAGGAGCUAGCCAAGGACAAGUGGCUCUGCCCUUUGAGUGGCAAGAAGUUCAAGGGACCAGAGUUUGUUCGGAAACACAUCUUCAACAAGCACAGCGAGAAGAUUGAAGAGGUUAAAAAGGAGGUCUCCUUUUUCAACCACUUCCUCAUGGACGCAAAGAGACCGGCCCUGCCAGAGAUUAAAUCCAAUCAGCCACCAGCACCAGGAGCCCAGCCACUUGGUUUGAACCCAGCUAUGGGUUAUCCUCACCAUUCUCCCCAAGGCUUGCUUGGGUUUGGCCAGCCGCGCCCCCCCGUGUUGGGAUUUGCAGCUGGACCAGCCUAUCCUCCUCCUCAGUAUGGUGGCCGUGGAGCCUACGAUGCAUACCGAGGGCAGGGAGGCUACCCAGGGAAGCCCAGGAACAGGAUGCUGAGAGGAGAUCCCAGAAACAUUGUAGAAUACAGAGACCUGGACGCUCCAGAGGAUGUGGACUUUUUUUAAGUGUUCCUAAUUAGGCUGAACAAUCGACCAGAGCAUUUUGUUCUUUGUUAAGUUAAAGAAUUUUUCGUAAGGUUGCCAGUAUUUUGUCCAGACAGACGGUAUGUUGUAACGUAGAGUUUUCUGUUUUCCCCGGAGGCACUAACCCAUACUGAAACUGUGAUGUAAUGUGUUCUGCUGAAGAACUUGAAAUAAAAGGAACUCUUUACAGGCUGGUUA